CCCCCCCACAACCCUGCGUUGGUACGGUCCGCUGUGACCAGCAGAAACAACAUGGCGGUGUUGGGGAGGAAGCUGCAGAGCCUACACGUGUAUAUGUCUAAGCUGCAGAGGUUUGGAGGAAGGACACCUGUCCAGGUGUCCCGGGUCCACGGGUCGGCGGGUCUGCAGGACUUCUUCCCCCCGUUGGAGGGUCCGAUGCUGCCGGCCGGAACCUUCCAGGGCCGCGUGGCCUUCAUCACGGGGGGGGGGACGGGUCUGGGCCGGGCCAUGACCACAACCCUGUCCCAGCUGGGGGCCCGCUGCGUCAUCGCCAGCAGGAAGCUGGACGUCCUCCAGAAAACAGCCGACGAGAUCAGCAGCAGGACCGGAAACCAGGUCCACCCGGUCCAGUGUGACGUCAGAGACCCGGAGGCCGUUUCUCGGUGUGUGGAUCAGAUGGAGGUUCUGACUGGACUCCCCGAUGUCAUCGUCAACAACGCGGCGGGGAACUUCAUCAGCCCAUCAGAACGUCUGACACCCAACGGCUGGAGAACCAUCACCGACAUCGUCCUGAACGGAACCGCCUUUGUCACGCUGGAGCUGGGGAAGAGGCUGAUCCGGGACCAGAGAGGGGCCUCUUUCCUGGCCAUCACCACCACCUACGCUGAGACCGGUUCCGGGUUCGUGGUUCCCAGUGCAGCAGCCAAGGCCGGCGUGGAGGCGCUGUACAAGUCCCUGGCGGCAGAGUGGGGUCGCUAUGGUCACCGGUUCAACAUCAUCCAGCCUGGACCAAUCAAGACCAAGGGGGCCUUCAGCCGUCUGGACCCCACCGGGGCCUUUGAAAAGGCCACGAUCCAGCGGAUCCCGACGGGCCGGCUGGGGAAACCUGCAGAGCUAGCUAACCUAGCGGCCUACCUGAGCAGCGGCUACGCUAGCUGGAUCUCCGGAGCCGUGAUCCGGUUUGACGGAGGGGAGCUGGUGUCGAUGGCAGGAGAGUUUAACGAGCUGCGGAAGGUGACUCCGGACCAGUGGGACCUGAUGGAGGCCAUGAUCCGGGGGACCAAGGGGUCCUGAUCUGGGUCCUGAUCCUGAUCCGGGGACCAGGGGUCCAGAACCAGCGAUGCACCAUGUGACCACUACCAAGACUGCUGUGCCUUAUGACUAGAAUAUGAGUUAGAUUUGAGAUGUUGAUGAAUGUUGAUGGGUCAGCUGACCUGGGGGGGGGGGGUCAGCUGACCCUCUGAACUACAGAGUAUGUUGAUUUUCAGAUGCAAACUAAUGUUUCCUCAAAGGGAUUUUAUACAUUGAAAUGUUAAGUAAAGUGUAAAAACAGAAAA
Cololabis saira (Pacific saury) is the source of this 1316-nucleotide messenger RNA. RefSeq names its product 2,4-dienoyl CoA reductase 1, mitochondrial (gene decr1). The record is from RefSeq and is a predicted model, not a curated record. Gene Ontology annotation, cellular component: mitochondrion. Gene Ontology annotation, molecular function: 2,4-dienoyl-CoA reductase (NADPH) activity. The transcript has 10 exons. The coding region runs from base 52 to 1053 and encodes 333 amino acids. NCBI's taxonomy places the organism in Eukaryota, Metazoa, Chordata, Actinopteri, Beloniformes, Belonidae. Gene Ontology annotation, biological process: fatty acid beta-oxidation.